CGUUACUUUGACUGACUGUUGGCAGAAGAAACACAGAUUUUUGUUCAUCGUCUGGUAAAAAGUUUAUUGUAUUCGUAUGCAAUUACGAUAAGUGUAAUUUAAAAAGGAAGUGUAUGUUAAAUUUCAAUAGCUUUCAGAUAGUGUUUGACAUAUAAACCCAACAAAAUGUCCUUUGCGGAGAAAAUCACAGGAUUGCUGGCGCGGCCGAAUCAAGCCGAGCAAAUGGGCGGCAUAGAUGCGCCGUGGUACAUGAAGUAUGGUGGAAGAUUAUUGGGUAUUGUUGGCGCUUUCUUCUGCAUACUAUUUGGAUUAUGGAAUGUCGUCGGCAUUCUACUGCUCAACGUUUCCUGCCUCAUCUCGGGCAUCAUACAAAUGGUGGUCGGAUUUGUAGUGAUGGCACUGGAAGCGCCUUGUUGCUUUUUCUGUAUAGAAUAUGUAAGCGAUAUUUCAAAUAAAGUAGAUGCACGUCCGUUAUGGAAUCGUGCCGCCUUCUAUUGCGCAAUUGCUAUACCUCCCAUCAUUUUGUGUCCAGGACUGGGCAGUAUUUUUGCAUGUGGUCUUGUAUUCGGAACUGGCGUGAUAUAUGGCCUCAUGGGAUUGGGCAAAAAAGCAUCGCGCGAGGAUAUGGCUGCAGCCGCAACAUCACCCACACAAAUGCCACCAGACGGUGGCCAAAUGCAAAUGGGCACCGAUCAACAUAUCACACUAAUGGAGGAUCCAGAUGUCUGGCGUCCCACAUAAACAAUUCGUUCCAACAAAACUUAGAAAUGCUCAUUAGUGCACGCUGCUAUUGUUAUGCAUAGCAAAUUAGUCUUCAAAAUAUUUCAUUUAGUUUGCCAAUAAUUGUGACGAUUCCUUUGAAACUCACAACUAUUGAGACAUAGAGUUUAAAAAUUCAAAUAGUCACUUGCCCCACCAGAUAAACAAUUUACUUAAACUAAAGGGUAGUGUAGUAUAGCAAAAUAAAACAAGUGUACAACAGCAUAAACUGAAAUUUUGCAGCAAGAAAUAUUUUUUUUUUGUUUUUGGGUUCUCUGAAAGUUAAGCUAUACAAACACAAAAGCAUAUAAUAUAUAUAACAUACUAUGUGUAUCAGUUUAAAUAUGUACAUAUGUACAUUCGUAGUUAAUACAAAACCAUUAUUACCUUAAAUACGAUACUCAGUUGACAACAACAUUCCAUUUAUAAAUAGUAACUGUUAUAUAAACAUAUUUACAAAAGUUGAGGAAGAUCAAUUUAAAUAAAAUUGUUGUUGUUAUUGCUAUAUCUGAUCUCCGAAAGCAGCAAUAAACGAGUACAUGUGUAAUAAUGCUGUACAUACAUAUACAUAGCACACAAUAUGAAGGAAAAUAAAAGCAAAAGUAAUAUGUAAACAAAAGAUAAGAGAAAUAUUAAUAUUAUAGUGCUAAAAAAUUGCGUCGUUACUUAGAAAAGCGUUUUAAGGUUUUGGUGUGUUGUUCAUAAACUUAUCAAUAAAAGCAAGUAUUAAAGUAUUGUAAAUUAUAAAUAAAUUAAAAGUGAAAAAUACAGUUAAUGUGUGUUGGAAAAAUAUAAUUUUAAUUAAAUUUUCAAAUAUUUUGUAGGUGUAUAAUGUUGAAAUCUGAACAAAUUUAACCGAUGCCGUUAUUCAUUCAGACCAUACAAUUAUGUAUAUGCGAAUAUAUGUAUAUGGCUGUACAUAAAUACAAUAUACAUAUGUAUUGGCAUGAGUUUAAACACAAAUUAAGGCAACUAAACUCUAAUACUAUGUUCAACGGUAUUUUUGUGAGCGAAUUUUUGGAUAUACCACAAAAUUUCAUCAUAAUCAUUUAUUUACAAAUGAGUUGUCAAAUUGAUUCUCUGUUUCUUUUUCUUCGGAAAUUUGUGACUGUAUUUGCACUAUUUGCAUAUACAUAUAUUUUAGUUUGACAUAACUGAGCUAUAGCUUAACUUUUCAGAUACGCUUUUAUUUCAAAAUUAAGCGCUUAUAAGCCUAUAAGAGCUAUUUACUUAGUUACUUUAAAAUUUUAAAUUACGCAUUUUCUGUGUUUUUCGAAGUUUAAAAUAAAAUUACCAUUUUCGUUAGAUCUUUUCAAAUACUCUUUAAUCAAAUAUCUAGUUGUGUUUACUGAAAUGUUCAUAACGUAAAUUUCUUAAUAUAGCAAUUAUUAAUAAUAUUCAACAAAACAGUUAGUGUGUAGGUUUUAAUUUAGGUGUAUUAAGAUUUGCUUUGACAUAAAUAUUCAAAGACUCAAGCAUAUGAGCAUGGAGAAUAUGAAAGUGCUCAUUGAAAACAAAUAAAAAGUAUUAAGAUUUGCUUUAAUCCUCGGAAGGCAGCAUGCGGCAACGUAAAAAACACAUUGUAGUCAAACUAAAGCUGGCGGUACACAGUUGCGAAUACAG
Molecule: messenger RNA, 2382 nt
Organism: Bactrocera tryoni
Lineage: Eukaryota; Metazoa; Arthropoda; Insecta; Diptera; Tephritidae
Gene: fwe
Product: calcium channel flower
Exons: 5
Coding region: 166-741 (191 amino acids)
Biological process (GO): vesicle-mediated transport
Cellular component (GO): membrane
Source: RefSeq, a predicted model, not a curated record